AUGGCGUAUAUGGGGUUACGGGGAAAGAGUCUGAAGUCGGCCAUCAGCUUGGUUUGCGGAUUGUGUUUCUUAUGCUUUGGCUACGCACAGGGUGUUAUGGGAGGCUUGUUGACGGUGCCGGCCUUCUUGAACAGAUUCCCGCAAGUGGAUACCAUCAAUAACGAUUCGUAUUACAAUGCGAAGGUUCAAGGCGCCGUCGUGGGAACGUGGAACCUGGGAUGCUUCGUCUCAGCCAUUCUCACUAUAUUCAUCGGUGAUUACUUGGGAAGGAAGAAGACGCUUAUGUUAGGCCUCACCUUCUGGGUCAUCGGAGAAAUCAUACAGUCCUCGUCGUAUAGCUUUGGCCAGUUCAUUGCUGGACGCGCCAUUGCUGGCUUCGGCAACGGCUUCACCACAGCCACUGUACCCGCCUACCAAGCCGAAUGCGUCAAGUCCCAUCGCAAAGGCACAAUACUUAUGAUCUCCGCCGGCGCAUUCAUCGCGUUCGGUCUCGCCCUCGCCUACUGGGUCGUCUUCGGCUUCGCCUACCUCUCCAACUUCUCCGCCGCAUGGCGCGUUCCCAUUGCCCUCCAGAUCGUUUUCGCGCUUGUCGCUCUCGCGGUCUUGAUAUUCAUGCCCGAAUCCCCCCGCUGGCUCAUCCUCACUGGUCGGGAAGACGAGGCACUCCGCGUGCUCAGCGCGCUUAACGACGAAGAUAUUGAAGGCCCUGAGAUCCGCGACGAGUUCCUCCAGAUCAAAGAUGCGAUUCUUGUCAUGGCAAAGGGCUCGUCCAGCUCCAUGACAAGCAACAAAGAGAGGCGCAACUUCCACCGCAUUGUACUGGCAUACUUCGUUCAGGUUUUCCAGCAGAUGAGCGGCAUCAAUUUGGCACUGCAGUACCUCGCCCUGAUGAUGUACACUGAGUUCUCAUACACGGGAUGGCUCGCGCGGCUGCUCGGCGCUUGUGCGGCAUCCUUCUACUUCUUGUCGAGUUUCACGGCUGUAGUGGGAAUUGAUCGUUUUUGGGGCCGCCGCUGGCUGAUGUUGUUUGGAGCGACGGGGAUGUGUGUGUGUAUGGUGUUGUUGGCAGUCUUGGGCUACCUUUGGCAAGACCAAGGCCUUAGGGGGACCAACAUCGCCCAGACAGUCUUCCUGUUCGGCUAUUUGUUCUUCUUCGCGAUGGGCUGGCAGGGCAUGGCCUGGCUGUACCAGGUCGAGGUUGUGCCGCUGAGGAUCCGUGGGCCAGCCAAUGCGCUCUCCACCAGCGCGAAUUGGCUGUUCAACUUUGUUGUGGUCUUCAUCGCCCCAAUCGCCUUCCGCAACAUCGGCUGGAAAACCUACAUCAUCUUCGCCGCCACAAACUUCGCCAUCAUCCCACUAGUCUUCUUCUUCUACCCCGAAACCGCAUACCGCUCUCUCGAAGAAGUAGACGUCCUCUUCCACCUCGCCAAUGAAGCCCCCGGAAACCCCUGGCUCUCCGUCGUCAAGAUCUCGCUCAACGAGCCGCUCUGGUUCGGCAAGAAUGGCGACACGCCUUUCGACUACGAGCAGUCCGACUGGCACCGUCGCUACAUGCAACUAAUGGGCAGCGGCAGCGGCACCACCCUCGAAGGCAGCGGCCACGGCGACCGCGAAAAAGUCAGCACGGCGGCACCCAAGGCCGCAACAACACCCCUGACGCAGAAGCUGUCAUCGGCAAAGCAUUCUCCCCCCGACGACAACACCUCGCCCGACUCCUCCGCCACGAAUUCCGGCCUCAGCGAAAAGCGCCUCAGAGACCAACACCGCGCCCACCUCGAAGACCAGCGCCGCCGCGAACGCGACACCCGCAGCUCCACCGGCACAGGCACCACAGCCGUCAGCGAGCUGCGCCCCCCGCUCCCAGACGACACGCAGCACAGCUACCAGUCCGCCCACUCCGCGCAUUCAGAUCCCAACUGGGCGGCCACAGAGAUGGCGCCUCCGCCUUUGCGCGUCCCAAGUAGAGACUCCACGCGCUCUAACGUAACCGGGCGCUCCCGGUCUAACUCCUCUGUCAACUACCCCGGUCGACUCGGAGGGUACCCGUCCGGAUCCGCACAGCAUUACCCCAGCCACGCAGGACUUAUGCGCACGGAAAGCGGACGCCAGACGUACCUCCCCGACGGCAUGAGCGACACCUCUAGCCCCGUGCAGUACUUACCCGACAGCGUGGAGGCGCAGGUGCGCGAGGUAUUGGGGCGAGCAGGCGUCGUGUUGGGAGAAGGGGAUAGGGUGAUUCUGGGUGCAGACGGGAGAGCUGUCGUGAGGCCGGGGGCGGGGAGUCGGUCGAGUAGUUUUAGUCAUCGGGUUGCGAGGGAUGCGGGGCGGGGGCAUUAA
Molecule: messenger RNA, 2337 nt
Organism: Didymosphaeria variabile
Lineage: Eukaryota; Fungi; Ascomycota; Dothideomycetes; Pleosporales; Didymosphaeriaceae
Exons: 7
Coding region: 1-2337 (778 amino acids)
Biological process (GO): transmembrane transport; carbohydrate transport
Cellular component (GO): membrane
Molecular function (GO): carbohydrate:proton symporter activity
Source: RefSeq, a predicted model, not a curated record